This is a messenger RNA of Rhodamnia argentea, 892 nucleotides long. RefSeq names its product calmodulin-7. The transcript is spliced from 3 exons. Gene Ontology annotation, molecular function: enzyme regulator activity; calcium ion binding. The record is from RefSeq and is a predicted model, not a curated record. The coding region runs from base 69 to 518 and encodes 149 amino acids. NCBI's taxonomy places the organism in Eukaryota, Viridiplantae, Streptophyta, Magnoliopsida, Myrtales, Myrtaceae.
AUUUGGUGUACUCUCUCUCUCUCUCUCUCUCUCUCUCUCUCUCUCUCUCUGCGUUUCCGACGAAAGCCAUGGCGGAUCAGCUCACCGACGAUCAGAUCUCCGAGUUCAAGGAGGCUUUCAGCCUAUUCGACAAGGAUGGCGACGGUUGUAUCACUACUAAGGAGCUUGGGACUGUGAUGAGGUCGCUGGGGCAGAACCCCACUGAGGCAGAGCUUCAGGAUAUGAUCAAUGAGGUGGAUGCUGAUGGCAAUGGCACCAUUGAUUUCCCGGAGUUCCUUAAUUUGAUGGCUCGGAAGAUGAAAGACACCGAUUCUGAGGAGGAGCUAAAGGAAGCUUUCCGAGUUUUCGACAAGGACCAGAAUGGCUUCAUCUCUGCAGCUGAGCUGCGUCAUGUGAUGACAAACCUUGGGGAGAAGCUGACUGAUGAGGAAGUUGAUGAAAUGAUCCGUGAGGCUGAUGUGGAUGGCGAUGGCCAGAUCAACUAUGAAGAGUUUGUCAAAGUCAUGAUGGCCAAGUGAGGACCCAUCCUUCCAAACGCGUCAUCUUAACUAUCAAAAAAUCAAAAAAUGUAGAAAAGAAGGGAACAGGGCAGAUAAGUUCGAUGAGAUUUUGAUUUCACCUUAGGCUUUCAUCAUUCACAUUUUUAACUGUUGUCGGGGUGGUCUCUGUGUUCCAUUGUUUGCUUUGUUUUAUAGCACUCCAUUGCUACCUACUUGUUUGUUCUGUUUCUCGUUUAGCCUAAAUGUAUGGUAACGGUCAAUAUUCUGUCUGGUAUUUGCCUUUUUCCUGGUGUUGUGAACUUUGAUCAGUCUUGAGAGGUUGGAUGCUUUUGUUUGUAUUGACUGAUUGAUCCUUAUUCUGGUUGAUUAAGUUUGUAAAUUACUUCCUCUCU